Messenger RNA from Cuscuta epithymum, 2137 nucleotides. The record is from the annotation of a GenBank genome assembly. Lineage: Eukaryota; Viridiplantae; Streptophyta; Magnoliopsida; Solanales; Convolvulaceae.
GAAUUACUUAAAGUUUCCUUUGAAUUUAUUAUUAUACCUGUUUUGGUGAAGGGAUUCAUUAUGAUAUCGUAUCACCCAAAGAUUCCCAAGACCUGUGCUUAUUUAUUUAAGGACUGAAAGAUUGGUUUGUCUGUUCAUUCUUUUUCGCUAGUCUUUUCCAGAGCUGUAAAAUUGAAUAAAUUAGAGCAGGAAUGAUGGUGUGUCUCUUUCUGUGUUUGUUCUAAGACUAAAGAAUUGUUUGGUUCUUCAUUACUGUAUUCUUAUUCUCUUGCCAUUACCUUGAUAUCAUUAGUUCUUCUGCCUAAAUCAUAAUCCAAGAUGGGAGUGAAAAGAAUUAAUGAAGAAAACUGCAUUUUUUCUAUUUUGCAAUCAUUGGUUGUUUUUAAAAUUAAAGAAAAUGGCGUGUACUCCCUUCCCUUAGCUUACUUAUUACUAUGACUUUAAUCUAAAUGUUAGGGCCAGAAAGAGAACAAAAGAAUUGAAGUAAAGGGAAGGGUAAAUGAAUAGACGAGAGAAGCAAUAUGAGGAUUAGCUAUCAAACUGUACGUGUUUAAUUAUAAAGUGGAGUCUUUGAUGGGUAUGCAUGGAAGGGUGAGAAAUCUGAAGUAGCAGAGACGUAUCAUGAACUGUGCAGGUGCAGGGUGAUGAUGAUGAAAGGUCAAAACGAGAAAUUGACAUCGAUCGAUGGCUUCCGAUUAGUUCAUCCAGAAACGCAAAAUGGUGGUACAGUGCAUUCCACAAUGUCACAGCUAUGGUGGGAGCUGGUGUUCUCAGCCUUCCUUAUGCCAUGUCGCACCUAGGAUGGGGACCGGGUGUGGCUGUGUUGAUCAUAUCAUGGGCAGUGACUCUAUACACUUUAUGGCAGAUGGUUGAGAUGCAUGAAAUGAUACCUGGGAAGCGCUUUGAUAGAUACCAUGAGUUAGGACAGCAAGCCUUUGGAGAAAAGCUUGGGCUUUGGAUUGUAGUGCCCCAACAGGUAGUGGUUGAAGUCGGAGUGGACAUUGUCUACAUGGUGACAGGGGGGAAAUCACUCAAGAAAGUGCAUGACUUGGUCUGUAAAGACUGCAAAGAUAUGAAGCUCACUUACUUCGUUAUGAUUUUUGCCUCUGCUCACUUCGUGCUUGCCCACCUCCCCAACUUCAACUCCAUUUCGGGUGUGUCUUUAGCUGCAGCCAUCAUGUCACUGAGUUACUCUACUAUUGCCUGGGGGACUGCCGUCAGCAAAGGCGUGCAACCAGAUGUCAGUUAUGGCUCUGUAGCUACUACCGCAUCAGGGUCAGUUUUCAGCUUCUUCGGUGCCUUGGGAGAUGUGGCAUUUGCAUAUGCAGGCCACAAUGUCGUGCUGGAGAUUCAGGCCACCAUCCCUUCGACCCCCGGGAAGCCUUCCAAGGGUCCUAUGUGGAGGGGAGUUCUAGUAGCGUACCUAGUUGUUGCUAUUUGCUACUUCCCGGUUGCUCUUAUAGGGUAUUGGAUGUUUGGAAAUGCAGUGGAGGACAAUAUUCUCAUCUCCCUCGAGAAACCUACUUGGCUCAUAGCAGUGGCUAAUAUGUUUGUCGUGGUGCAUGUGAUUGGUAGCUAUCAGAUAUAUGCAAUGCCAAUUUUUGACAUGGUAGAGACAUUCCUUGUCAAGAAACUAAUGUUUCGGCCGAGUUGGUACCUGCGCUUCAUUGUUAGGAACACUUAUGUGGCACUCACCAUGUUCAUUGCUAUUUGCAUCCCUUUCUUUGGAGGGCUUCUUGGAUUCUUUGGAGGAUUUGCUUUCGCCCCAACAACAUACUUUCUCCCUUGCAUCAUGUGGCUUAUUAUCUACAGACCAAAGAAGUUCAGUCUCUCUUGGUUCAUCAACUGGAUUUGCAUUAUACUUGGAGUAGCUUUAAUGAUUUUGGCGCCUAUUGGAGCACUAAGAGCUAUAGUGUUGGAGGCCAAGAGCUACAAGUUCUUCUCUUAAACUGAAUGAAUUGUGUUCGAAAGGAUUUAGACGGUUAAAAAAGAACUCGAUUGGCUGUCCCAGCAAGUGUUUCCUGAAUUCCUACAUUAUUAGUUUCUUAAGAAAUGCAUAUGUGCUCAACCCCAGCAUUAGUGCAUUUUGGUUGCAUUAAUCAAAUCAGAUGAUAAGUAGACGUUCUCAAUAGCUAGC